GCAAGGCUACGGAGUAUUAGUCGUAUGUCUCUCUCGGGUCAAGUGUCUUCUACUAUCUAAAUGUAGCAACUCCACCGUUGCAGGAUAUACUUCGAGAUGAAAGGGACAAGAGUUCCGGUCAGACUUUCCUACUCCUUAUUGAUCUCGGAUGUGACGAUACCUUUGUUAUGGGAGAGGGCUUCCUGCAAAUUCAGCAGGGUGGCAAUAACAGAAUGGACCCCCGAGUCGACUGGGAUAACGAACAAAUCGUCGAAGGUUCCGCCCAUACAUUGAUGCCACACAACUUUGAUCCUAGGCUCAGUGAUUCCGAGCUUGAGAACAGGGGAAGAAUUGGGCAGAUUGCAUUUACAGAUAAUUGUGUUGCUCAGUUGGGACUACUGGAAGCCAAGACAUGCAUGUUCCAUUGCUACGACUGGACCCGUGCAGAGACAACUUCAGUGCACCUUAAGUGGGACUUUGGCGUAGCUUUUGCUGUCAAUGAAGGGCUGCUCAAUGAUCCAGCCGAAGGAAUCCUUGGCGUAGGCCUAAACCAUUCCCAAACUGCCUACUAUAGCACUCGGCGACGGAAUGAUCCCAAUCCUCCUAGUUUUCUGGAGGUGAUACCCAACAAAUUGAACCGAGUCUCACCUUCUCAACGCAAGGAAAAUGUAUCCAUAUACUUUGCCAUUCGCUUGGCUCCCAGGGCUUACUAUCGUGAGCCUGGUAUCGUCCGAGGCAGUAACCUGAUACAGUCAUGGAUUUCCUUCAAUGGUUGGCCCUGCAAACGGGAGCCCCGAUGGAAUGAGCGUAAGAUCGUCGUUUGUGGCGUGGAUCCGGAACCCAGGGAUUGGUCGGUCUAUCUCAGGUCUAUGAGGUUCAUGCCCAUGGUGGAUCUGGAGUCCCCACGUCCCCGCUUGACAACAGCGCCCGAAUAUUUGCAAGCAAAGCUGGAUUUUGUGGAUACACGUAGACCUCGAGGCCUGUGCGUGAUACUCGAUACCGGCGCUAGUGUCACCCGUCUUCCGCCACCGUUCUUUCAGAAACUAUAUCAUGGACUAUUCAGAUUCAAACAGAAUGACCCCGUUGGACCCAACGAUGCGGAGCCCGAAGCAUGGGUUUUGCCUGCCUGGGUCAAAGACAAAAGGAUCCAGAUCGUGUACGAGUUCGAAGGCGAGGGCGGCCAGCCUGUCACCAUUUAUGGGCCUUUCGAGAGAUUCUUUUACCAGCAUAACGUCAUGGCGUCGGGCAACCCCAUGGAGGCUUUGAUUUAUCAACAAGAUCCAUCUUGCGACUACGGAGUGUUUGGAUUGAACUUCUUCCAGAGCAUGUACGUCUCUGUACAUAAAGCGCUGAACGGUUGCCACUUCGUCCAAAUGGCUCCACAAUGGCCCGAGAACAUUGAGUCCGACCUGCGUGACUACGGAGUCCCGGGCAUGUAGGCCACUUUACAGCCGCCCUUGUAUUUGUAUCGCACCGCACGUCAAUGAAUUGGAUGUAGUCGUUCGUCUGAUGAUA
Rhodofomes roseus is the source of this 1494-nucleotide messenger RNA. RefSeq lists its product as uncharacterized. Gene Ontology annotation, molecular function: aspartic-type endopeptidase activity. Gene Ontology annotation, biological process: proteolysis. The transcript is spliced from 10 exons. The record is from RefSeq and is a predicted model, not a curated record. Lineage: Eukaryota; Fungi; Basidiomycota; Agaricomycetes; Polyporales; Fomitopsidaceae. The coding region runs from base 168 to 1418 and encodes 416 amino acids.